Molecule: messenger RNA, 2831 nt
Organism: Pteronotus mesoamericanus
Lineage: Eukaryota; Metazoa; Chordata; Mammalia; Chiroptera; Mormoopidae
Gene: ICAM2
Product: intercellular adhesion molecule 2
Exons: 5
Coding region: 621-1445 (274 amino acids)
Biological process (GO): cell-cell adhesion
Cellular component (GO): plasma membrane
Molecular function (GO): integrin binding
Source: RefSeq, a predicted model, not a curated record
CCUAUUAUAAAUCGUUUUUCAGUUUAUAUAUUUUCUCUUCUUAAAUCUGUUCACAUUAGUGUUUAGUUUGGGUUCCUUCAAAAUCAGAGCCUGGACCAAGGAUGAAGUUUCAGGCAGGUUAUUUGAGAAGUGAUUCGAGGAAGCAGGGAGUGAAGGAGCUGGAAGGCUGAAACAGGGAAAGAGGACAAGCCCGUUUAAAGGUGCAGGACUCAUGAUGCAGCUAUAGGCCAAGGGAGCUCAGUUCUGUUGGGACCUCUCAGAAGCCUCUGAGCUGCCGCCCACAAUUGCCCUUGGGAAAGAAGGAAGCUGGAACACGCCUCCCCCAGAUCCUGCCCCUCCCUGGUAUAGGCUCGCAAAUUACAGAACUUAAUUUUCCCCUGCCCCUGAGAAAUACUAGCAGGCGAUAAGCGGUUUCUUCAGCGUUAAAGAAGACCUGAGGCAAAAAACAAAGAGAAACAUGGUGUAAACUCGAGGUGGGACAUUGGCAACAUAAGGUGAGUCUAAGCUUGCACAGAAUUAUCCACUGUGACUGCAGCUGGUAUCAGAAGAGGCAGAAGUGAUGUGACAUAGAACACCAAUGCUUACUCUUACCAAGUCUACUGGCUGUUCUGCACAUUGAGAUGUCUUCUUCUGAUUGCUGGGGCCUGCCUGUGGCCCUUCUUGCCCUGCUCUUCUGCCCAGGGUCUGCUGAGGUGUUCGAGGUAAAGAUGUGGCCAGAGCAGCUGAUGGUGGAGUUCGGAGGGUCCCAGGUGAUCAACUGCAGUACUAACUGUCCGCAGCCUGACAAGGGUGGUGUGGAGACCAACCUCAACAAGACUCUGCUGAACGAACAAACUCAGUGGAAGCAGUACAGGGUCUCUGAUGUCUCCCAGGACACGUUUGUGCUGUGCCACUUCACCUGCUCUGGGAAGCAGGAGUCAGUGCGCUCCGACAUCACUGUGUUUUACCCUCCGAAGGAAGUGCUGCUGAUGGUGCAGCCCACUUGGGUGACCGUGGGUGGAAUCUUCACGAUUAAGUGCAGGGUACCUGCUGUGGAGCCCAUUGAGAACUUCACCCUCACCCUGCUCCACGGCACGACGCCCCUGCACAGGCAGACCUUCGUGAGGGCAAUGGCUGCCCCGCAGGAAGCUGCAUUCACAUACAAUGACACAGCUCGCAGGGAACACGGCCACCACAACUUCUCCUGCCAGGCCGAGCUGGACCUGCGGUCUGAUGGCGGGGACAUCAUUGUCAAAGCAUCAAAGCCCCAGAGCAUCAAGAUCUAUGAUCCCAAGCCGGACAAGCAGAUGGUCAUCAUCAUGGCGGUUGUGUCAGUGCUGCUGUUUUUGUUUGUGACAUCCAUCCUGCUGUGCUUUGUCUUCGGCCAGCAGUGGCACCAGAGGCGAAGAGGCAGCUACGGGGUGCAAGCAGCUUGGAGGAGGCUGAGACGGGCCUACCGGGCAUAGCCUACGCAAGGGGCACGGCCGCCACCGCCCCAGCUACUGGGACUCGUUGUGGCUCCUUAGGGUGUGGUCCAGCCCCAGACAAGCAGCAGAGGAUUUGGGGGACAUUUCCUUUUCUAGUUUGAAUACAAGUGCCCGGACUUAACCCUGUGCCUCAAUGUCUCCUCCUGGGAGAAUAUCCAACGUCCAGGAAGGUCACUCACAAGAUCCAGACUUCUGUUCCCAGAUGUCUGCUCAGGGUCCCUCCACCCUCUUCUUCACAGGGGCCUUCCUGGCCGGCCCAGGCCCUGGCGCACCCCCAUACGGACCAGUCCAGGCACCAGACACCCAACCCCGUCGGUCGCCGAGGAACAAAUUCCACCUGAGGGAGAGCUGGAACGAUGCGCCCUGGCCUGGUGGGGCCGAGACGCUCUUUUCCUGCGUGGCCCUCCAGGAACUCAGGCCACUCCCAGUUGGACCAGAACAUGGCCAACAGGAAGCUGGGGUGAGGGUGGGGGCCCCAAAGGAAACGGCUCUGCUCUAGGACCCUCCCAGCCAGGACUCUCCCACAUGUCACAUGGCCUUUAGAGAGCUGUGGACAACAAAAGCAGUCUUCUCUUCUCACCUCCUGCUCCAUUAUUAGGCCAGACAGAGAGGCUGUGGCCCUGGCCUUCUGGGGUGGAGGGGGAUGGAGGGUUAGGGGGAGCUCUGGUUCCCAGCCGCCCCCUAACUCGCGCAGGAAACUGUAGAGCAGCGCUGGGUUUUCAUGUGGCCCCUGGGCCUUGAACGGUGCUCCAAUGAGCUCUAACUCCAGAGACGAGAUCAGGCUGGUUCAGGAUCUUAGUGGGAUGGAGAGGAGGAUAAUUCAGCUGGGAGGGGAUGCCCCGGUUGGGGUUGAGGCUGGAGAAGGGCUGCCAGGCGUGGCUUCAAGCACUAGAGGGGGCACUUGGGUAUCCAGGGUUGUUGCCGCUGGUGCAGGUGCCGGGGCCAGUGUCCGUCUUCAUAGCAGGCUUUCAGCAUCAUAGUAAUCUGGGGGCAGGAGGGAGGACAGCACCCUUAUCUUGACUCCCUCCUGCCUCUGUGGACCCCAAGGAGGGAAAGGGAAGGGGACAGGCCAGUUGCCUGCAGCAGUGACACUAGUAGUCCCCUCUCAGAGGAAUAUGACCCUCCCGUCCUGAGCAAUCCUUAGGCCUGGACCCCACUGCCGACCCACCCUGCCCCUACCUGAAGCCGGGGGCACAUCUGCACCCACAGUCCCCGUGGCACUGGGGGGUGGAGGUGGGGGCACAGCUCUCCUAAGAUGAGGAUAAAAAAACACCCGCAUCAGAAGUGGCUCUGGGGUUUCAUCAACAAGGAUCUCAGCCCCAGCCCCAAGACAGCUCUCCCAGCCCAACCAAGGCGGAGCCCCAG